This is a messenger RNA of Acipenser ruthenus (sterlet), 4350 nucleotides long. RefSeq names its product OTU domain-containing protein 1-like. Gene Ontology annotation, biological process: protein deubiquitination. The record is from RefSeq and is a predicted model, not a curated record. NCBI's taxonomy places the organism in Eukaryota, Metazoa, Chordata, Actinopteri, Acipenseriformes, Acipenseridae. The coding region runs from base 361 to 1731 and encodes 456 amino acids. Gene Ontology annotation, molecular function: cysteine-type deubiquitinase activity. The transcript has a single exon.
CUGUUUAACGAAUGUAGUUCCAAAAGUGUCCUGUGACACAUCAAAUACUUUGAAUUCCAUAUGCACAGUUAGCAAUCGAAACAGCCACUCGGUGAGUGCAUUAAGAGGAUCGGGAUAGAGUAGGGUCCUGUUGCAUUCUUCCCCGCUAUAAUUAGGGGGGAGCGCGCAGCGGUGACGCAAGAUGGCUAAAGUGGGAUAUUCUGACUGUGACUGCAAGAAUUAGGAUCAGAGCUGUGGAUACAUGCUUCACGUCAUUUACGUUGCCUGUGAUGACCGUGAGUAUUUUUAACUGCCAUUCUCACCCUGUGUUGUUACCGGGGGUGAAGAGUUUUUAUAAAAAGGGGUGGGUGCAAGUUUAAAAUGCAGCUCUACAGCAGUGUGUUGACACAUUUCCCUGGAUGUGCUUGUAAAGUUUCGAUUCCUAUAGCAGCUGUUCUAGAUAACGUGCCUGUUACUGGUACUUCUGCUACGACUAUUGCUACAAGUACUACUAAGAAGAGUGCCACAGAAAACGGCGAGGAUCCAGUUAAAAACACCGCGUCUGUUGCAAACAUGCCUGCGUUUUCUUGUUAUGAAGCUGUUACUGGCUCAGCGAACAAGCCAGCCUACUUUACCUCUACUGCACAGAUCACGAUUACCACCAGGCCCACUGGAGUGGAAACGUUCGUGCCUGUACAGAUUAUAAAGGACUCGAGAAGUAGCACUGAACCCACGUCGAGAAAUUAUUUCCGAAGCCUCCCGAGCUCCCCUGUCCUGGAAAGGGAGAACUAUACACCAGAGACCGGGUGGCUGGAUGAUGUUAUUGAGAACAUGAAGAACAAAGUGGACGUGUUUGAGCAAUAUCACAUGAUCAACAUAGACAGGAUGCCAUAUUAUGUCAAAGUUUGCGAACCAAAGGAUACUGGUUUGGAAAAAGAAUCCGGCUUUAAGCCUAACAGUACUAACGAAGCGCAAAAUGAUGCAGAGGGAGAGCCCAUACUUUUAAACGAUAGAGGACGCAAAGUUUUGGAACCAGCACAAAGUAGACACCAAAGUUAUCAGGAUAGUUAUGAUGACAACAAGGAUAUUGACUCCGAAGCGCCUGAAGUUAAUAUCGCACAUUUAGCCAAGCCUGGUCCUGUCGCUGAAAAUAAAACUGACAAAAAUGAGAAAAUCGUACAUUAUUUUGCUGAAGUGGAAAAGCAAAACAAAUACCUCCACGAAAGGCAGAAGUACAGGUUUCACAUCAUCCCAGAUGGUAACUGCUUGUACAGGGCUGUCAGUAAAGCAGUGUAUGGGGAGCAGUCCAUGCACAAAGAUUUGAGGGAGCAAACUCUCCACCACAUAGCGGAUCACCUGGAUGAGUUUAACCCAAUUAUUGAAGGCGAUGUCGGGGAAUUUUUGAUUAACGCUGCCCAGGAUGGAGCGUGGGCCGGCUAUCCAGAGCUGUUAGCAAUGAGCCAGAUGUUGAACAUUAACAUCCACCUCACUACCGGAGGCAGCUUGGAAAGCCCCACAGUAUCCACUAUGGUGCAUUACCUGGGCGAUGAGGAGCCUUCCAAGCAGAGCAUUUGGUUAAGCUGGAUCAGCAGUGGGCACUAUGAUACGGUGUCCGAUCGACCCUUGCCCAAUCCUGAAUAUGAGAACUGGUGCAGACAGACCCAGGUGCAAAGGAAAAGGGACGAAGAACUGGCAAAAUCCAUGGCUGCUUCUCUUUCCAAAAUGUACAUCGAACAGAACGGCAGUUCCUGAGGAAAAGAAAAAAAAAUGAUAUUAAUCAGAAUAUGUACAAUUGUAACCCUAUAGCAAUUUAUUUUAGUGUAUCUGUUUAUAUAAAUAUUGCCUUAUUAUUUUUUCUAAACUGAAUGUUUUCUAAAGCAAAGCUACAGAAGGUUGCGGUGCCACCUGCAGUAUAUUAUUAUUGAAACUUUCUUUCCUUCCAUUUUUUUUAAAUGCUUUUUAAAUAUAUACAGAAUACUCAACUUGACUAUUGCAUAAUAUUGCAGUUUAUUUAGUUGCCUUUUUCGGUUUGCUGGGUCGAACAUUUACAAUUCAAUAAUAGUUUGAAUGUGGAGCUUGUUUUGUAUCAUGGAAUACUAUUGUUAAAAUAGUGUGUCUAUUCUAUUGGAAAUCAUCAUUUUCCAAGUGGUUUGCUGGGUCGAACAUGUAAACCUUUCAGACUGAAAGUACUGUGUGUAUGUGAUUUUAAUAUCACUUGGAUGGAAUGAAUACAUUGGAUUGAUAAUUUCAGUGAACUGUGUUUUUUUUAAUUUAUACAAUUUUCAUAUUUUUUAGUUUUGUCUAAAAAAACGAAAGAAAAAUGUAUUAUUGGGGCAGCAGUGUGGAGUAGUGGUUAGGGCUCUGGACUCUUGACCAGAGGGUCGUGGGUUCAAUCCCUGGUAGGGGACACUGCUGCUGUCCCCUUGAGCCAGGUACUUUACCUAGAUUGCUCCAGUAAAAAACAGUAAAAACCCAACUGUAUAAAUGGGUAAUUGUAUGUAAAAAUAAUAUGAUAUCUUGUAAGUCACUCUGGAUAAGGGCAUCUGCUAAGAAAUAAAUAAUUAAUAUUAAUAAUAAUAAUAAUAAUAAUAAUAAUAAUAAUAAUAAUAAUAGUAGUAGUAGUAGUAUUCAUAAGUCAGCUCAUUGGCACAUUUAAAGGCAGAAAGAUGUGUUAACUUGGGUUAGGAGUUAGUGAAUUGUGUCAAAUAUAGUUUUGGUGAGACUUUGGGAGCUAUUUUGAAAACUUGGACAAAGGAUUUUGAGUAAGUCUUUUAGUAUUGAGUCUGAAUCUUCUUUGCUUUUGCAUUUUAACUCAUGUUUGCACUUUGUUUUGUUCAGUUGAACAUGAUUGUUUUAGUUUUCAUGCUUCCAUGCUUCAAGUUUGCUUUUUUAAUUCCAAAGCUAAUAUAGAUUUACUCAACAUAAUUUACCAAGUUUUGAAAAUAACUGAAAAUUACAGCCUUUUUAUGGCUAUACAGUACAAAGUACACGAUGAUUCACCCACUGGUGGUUUUCAGAAUUCCUGGCUAACCUCCUGCAUUUUGUGACUAAUGUAGUCGCAAUGAUAAACUGCAUUUAUACUGUUUCUUGUUUCAGGCAAUUGGCACGGCCAAAAAACACAUCAUGGGAAAUAUAUGCCUUACUUUGUUAUUUAUCUAUCCUAAAAAAAAAAAAGUUACAAAAAAAAACAGAGGCAGAGGUUUGUGUUUGUAAUAGUGUCCUCCAUUAACAUGAGAAAAAAGGAAAUGGCACGUCUGUAGGGGGAAAAAAUAAAUACAUUUAUAUUUUCUAAAUAUACAUUUUGUGGUGUGAACCAAGAUUAUCAUUUUUUAGACAUUCUCAAAUGUCUUUUUUUAUUCUGGUACAUAAAAAAAAUAAAUGAACACAUAAUAGGUCUGUAUAGCUUUUUCUUUAAAAUGAAUAGCCUUUGUUAUUCAUAAACUAGGCAUACAUUAAGGGAAAGAAAAUAUUCCAGCCUGUUUUUUCCAAAUAAAGAGUGCCAUGGGUUCCUGUACUUGUAGUACCUGUAGCUCUUCUUUGCUGUUCUCUAAAGUUAAUCCGAAUGAUCUGCCUUUGGAAAACGCCUAAAUGAAAAGGCAGUUGGGAUCAUACAGCUUUAAGCUUCUGUGUAUUACAUGAGAGGUACUCAUCAGCAUGACACUCAGUGUCUGACUUUUGGUAUGCCCCCCCUCAGCAUAAGGCUUUGCUUCUGCUGUCUGGAUCCAGGGAUAGACAAUGUCAGGCUCAUUAAUUUAAAUGUUAUCUCAGUUCUGAGGUAAAAUAAUCCACGCCUAUUGUUUUUCCCCCCAUGUUGAGUAUAUGCAGAAUGCACUUCAAAGCUUGUUUGAAAAGGGAGAUGAGUUACCCAUUUGUGGACUGGACAACGUGUACUGUUCAGUUGGUUGACAAAUUCCAAGGCAGCGUACAGCCAGAGGGACGCGGUUCUACACAAGUAUUGUAUAAGAAAGAAGACCAGCUAGUUUUGUUCUGCAGUAUGUUUUUUAUAUUAAACAUUACCUUACAAAACAAAUCUUUCAUUUAUCAUAUAUAAAGGAUUUACUUUUGCUACAGGUAGAAUACUGUAUAGAGGACUGCUCGUUUAUGUCGCUGCAGUGAAUUGCUUAAGGGCCCAUAUACAGACAUGUACAAUUUAAUGUUAGCAUGGACUAACCUAAUUGUGAAAGAACAGAAUUCAUGAAUUAUCGAAUUGUAGAAUACCAACUGAGCACUGUGUAUGUUAAAAUGCAGCCUGUGCUGUAAAAAAACAUAGAUUAUAAUCUUAAGAAUGGGUUUAAUUUAGGACAAAACCGCUUGUGUUUAAGGGCUUUGUGUUUGCAUUAAAUAAAGCACAGACAAUUUUCAUAAACUGUU